This is a messenger RNA of Drosophila busckii, 3915 nucleotides long. Its product is annotated as mediator of RNA polymerase II transcription subunit 12. NCBI's taxonomy places the organism in Eukaryota, Metazoa, Arthropoda, Insecta, Diptera, Drosophilidae. The record is from RefSeq and is a predicted model, not a curated record.
AUGGCCGCAUCCAUCUAUGCCACACCACCGCCCGAUCUGAGCAGCGAGGAUACGGCGCUCUCCGAUGUCUCCAAUUCAUCCAGCAGCAAUACCAAUCGCAAUGCCAACAACCUCAACAACAACAACAUAUUGGAAGCCACAGCAGCAGCAGCAGCAGCAGCUGCAGCAGCAACCACAACAGCAACAACAUCCACAACAGACUGCAAGCUGCCGCUGGGAAGCAACAAAAAUGUGGCAGACAGUGAAGCAGCAGCGGAUACAACAACAGCAGCAACAACGGGAGCAGCAGCAACAGACGAAGCAGUGGGCGGCGGCGAGGAGCAAACAGCAAUGGCUGCCAUGGCUGCCAGCAUGCAGUUGCAGCUGCUGGAAGCGCUCAGCGAUGCAGCCAAAAAGCGACGCAAGCAACACAAUCCAAGUCGCCACGAAGCGCUGAAUCUAAGCUCAGGCCCAGAGCAAAGCGAACAGCAGCAGCAACAGCAACAGUCGAGCGUAGACUACGAAGAGAAGCUUUCAAAAAUGCUGCUGCCCAAGUCCAUAGAGCAGCUGAAGGAAACAUUUGAGCUGUUGCAGCAGCAGCAGCAGCAACAGUUGCAGUCAGCCAGCGACAACAACAUAUCAGCAACAGCAGCGGACCAAAUGAUGAAUCCCUAUCACACUUAUUGCAAGCAGUGCGGUGAGAAUUUUGAAAACGAAUUCAAGCUUAGCCUGCAUAUGCUGCAGGAUCAUCAGCAAACACCAGAGCAGCAGCAGCAGCAGCAGCAACUGGAGCAAUCCGAUGAGGCUUACGAGCUGCUGUCCUCGAUCAAAGUAAAGCUGGAGCGCGCAGACAGUCCCAAUGGCGCCGAGCAGCAGCAACAGCAACAGCAGCAGCUGCUGGACAUGCACAAUGGACACGGCAGCAACAGCGCCGAGCAACAUGAGCUUUGGCUGCAGGCAAUGGCACAGCAGCAGCAACAGCAACAGCAGCAGCAGCAACACAACGGCCUGCCUGGCAUGCCGCCUGCUUUUGCUUUUGGUCCCGAGGCAGCAGCACUGGGUUGGCCGCUUGGGUUGGGGUUGCCUGGACUGGAAGGACUCAAUCGCCCGCCGCUGCGCAUUUUCAAUCCCGAAGCUUAUUGCGAGCUAUGCAACAAAGAAUUCUGCAACAAAUAUUUUCUCAAAACGCACAAGGCCAACAAACAUGGCAUAUUCGAUCCUGUAAGCGACCAGGCGCGCCAACAACAACAACAACAACAUAGCAUAAACAACAACAAUAGCAGCAACAGCAACAUGCAGCAAGGCAGCAGCACAAACAACAACAACAGCGGCAGCAACAGCAAUCAUGCCACACUCUAUGCCACACUGCCACGUGAGCCGCCAGCAGCAAAGCCAGAGCCACAAUUGACACCGCCCGCGCCAGCAGCGCCCGCUGCUGUGCACUGCGACAUUUGCGCCAAACGCUUCACCAACAUUUUUGCCAUGCGUCGCCAUCGCGCCAAGCAACACGAGUCAGCCACGCCCAGCAGCAGCAGCAACAGCAACAACAGCAGCAGCAGCGAGUUGCCCACAGCACAACAAGAGUUAACUUUGGAGUCAGAGCUGAAGCCGUAUCAGCUGCCCGAAGGUUUUCGCGAGGACUUUACGCUCGAGCAGGAGGAGCUGCCAUUUGCGCCGCCGCCGCGCAAGUUGCCGUCGCAGCUGCAGCAGCAGGCCAGAGAUUGCCUCAGCUCCACUGAGAAGUUGCGUCGUCUGGGCAUACAGCAGCCCGAGGCUUAUUGCGAGCUGUGCGGCAAGGAAUAUGCGAAUCGCUACUUGCUGCGCACACACAAGUGGAAGCGACAUGGCGUGUUUGUGCCGCCAGCGCCAGAGCAGCAACAGUUGCUGCCAGGCAAAGAGGAAGCAGCAGCAGCAGCAGCUAUGCCGCCUGGCUGGCCAUUUAUGCCGCUGAAUUUGAUGCUGGCCAAGGCAGCAGCUGAGCAGGAGCAGCAGCAGCAGCUGCCGAUACAGCAGCUGGAGGAGGAUGCAGGCGUGCCCAGCAAGCGCAUUAAGCUGGAGCCGGGUGAGCAGUCGCCGCCAACAGAGAAGCUAGAGCCAAGCGCUGCCAUGGGCUUGGAGAAUCUACAGAAGCUGCAGUCGAUGCUGCAGCAGCUCAACGACUUCAAUGGCAAGCGACCGCUGCCCUGUCAUCUGUGUGGACGCGAGCUGGAGCAUCAAUAUGCGCUGCGUGCGCAUUUGCUAAGCGAGCAUGCGGCGCAGUUGCUGCCCGAGACGCAGUAUCAACAGCAACAGCCACCACAGCAACAGUUGCCGCUGAAGCUGUCGCCUGGCGGUUCGCCCACUGCGCUGACCACGCCCACGCGCACUUUGACGCCCAGCGAGCUGCGCUGCCUGCAGUGCGAGCGCGAGUUUGUCAGCCCACAGGAAUACAAGCAACAUAUCGCCGAGGUGCAUCCCGGCUACUAUACGCCGGAGCGUCCCAUUGUGCCGCCCGUGGUUGGUGGCGCUGGCGCCUCAGCGGCGCAGCGUGCCGCCUACACCAUCACGCCCACCUCGAGCUACUGCGAGAUCUGCAACAAGGAGCUGUGCAACAAGUAUUUCAUGAAGACGCACAUGCAACGCAUGCACGGCAUUGAGAUCGAGAAUGGCGCGCAGAUUGGCGGCGUCGUGUGCAACAUUUGCAACAAGGAGCUGUGCAGCAAAUAUUUUCUACGCGUGCACAAGCACAAUACGCAUGGAAUUAUAGAAGAAGGUUCGCCACUGCCGCAGCCACGUGGUCAAAAUGGCAUCAAACUUGAAGCGCAGCAGCAGCAGCAGCAGCAACAACAGCAGCAGCAGCAACAGUUGUCAGAGCCUGAGCCCGAUGCUGAGCUUUGUCCGCUGUGCGCGCGUCCUUGCCGCAGCUUCAAGUAUUUGCGCAAUCAUUUGUUGCAAGAACACGGCGCUGCUGGCGUUGAAAAGCUGCGCGAACUCGAGACACUGCCGCAGCAGCAAUCCACAAGCAACAACAACAGCAAGCCCAACAGUCCAACGCUCAAAAUACCCAACGGCAAUGCCACCGCCAACAAUCUGGCCCAGCUCUUUGCCAAGAACAUGCCGCCAGCUCUCAACCUGCCGCUGCCCAACAUGUUCGAGCAGCAGCCACGCUUCAAGGAAUACCAGUGCAGCUUGUGCCCCUUCAGCACGCCCUACUACGCAUUUCUGUUCAUACACGAGCGUUCGCAUGCGCUGCUCAAUGGCGAGACGCCAGCAGCAGCAGCAGAGCCGGACAACAAGAGCAGCAGCAGCAACAAGCAGCGACGCAGCGAGCAGCAGCAGCAGCUGCCCACCAAGACACGCACGCCCACGCCCACGAGCACGCCCUCGCCGCUUGCUGUUGCGCCACCAGCAGUGCACACGCCACCACAGCAACUGCAACACUCGCCCACAACAGCAGCAGCCACAGCCACAACAGCAGCCAAGCCCGGCACGCCCAACGGCAACCAGCAACGCUCCGCCGCCACCUCGCCCUUCGCCUCCAUCAGCGAGCUGGCCAAUGGCAGCGGCAAGCCCGCCAGCUACGCUCAACCCGACCAGGCCGAGCAGUCCUAUCAGCUCCAAGCCUUUCAUCUAACGCCCGCCGAUGCGGAUGCGGAGCAGCGCUUUGCCCCCGCCCUGGUCUAUCUGCCAGUGCGGCAACGCGCCACAGAGUCCAGCACGCUUAGCUUUAGGCUAACGCCAGCCUAAGCAACAGGUAUAUACAAUAUUAAUCAACAGCAACAACAACAACACGCCAGUGUUGCCAGCGUAUGUAAGUUUAAACUCUAAAGUUUUAUUUGGCUAAAACAUUUACCACAAAAAGGUCCAAAGAGCGCAAUGACAGCAGCAAAAUUAAUCCAAAAGGCAUAGCCCAAUCCGUUGAGAAAAAUGAAAUUUAAUUGCAUUUAAUUUGGCUUA